CAGCACUCUACACCAUGCAAUCACUGGCACGGGCGACGACGGCUGCUGCGCUUGCUCGGCCAGGCCCUUCCUCCACCGUCGUACUCGGACGCAGAUAUCUUGCUGCAGACUCGCAUGCUCACCACGAUGAGCACCACGACAAUACACAAUACCGCCCCGAAGGGUUCACAUCCGCUGGCUGGCGCUACCUCAUCGUCGGCGCUGCCGCGGUCGUAGCAUUCUACAAAUGGGCCCCUGCUCCUGGUGAAGAGGCCUAUCUUACGCGGUACAUCAAGUACUACAUGACGCCGGCGGAGUCCUGGGAGGCCGUGAACACAAAACACCUGCUGCUCUCCGCGGAGGCGCAGGCGGGCUCGCUGCUGAUUGCGGGCGCGAAGCGGCCCCUUGUGCACCGGUACCGAUACCCUCAGAUGCUCGACCACGGCUCGCCGCAUCUGCAGCCGAUCGGGACGCAGGUAGACCUGAGCAACGUGGUGGUGAAGGGGGACCGGGAGUAGACUAGACUAUUUGUGUAUGCAGAUUGAACAGAGCUGUUGACGGAUGUGUACGGCAGGCAUGUUCGAGUUGAUUUUGAUGGGCG
Molecule: messenger RNA, 580 nt
Organism: Gloeophyllum trabeum ATCC 11539
Lineage: Eukaryota; Fungi; Basidiomycota; Agaricomycetes; Gloeophyllales; Gloeophyllaceae
Exons: 3
Coding region: 15-497 (160 amino acids)
Cellular component (GO): mitochondrion
Source: RefSeq, a predicted model, not a curated record